UUCAUCUCGUCCGUCCGGCCGGCGCAAAAGAACGCGUCCUUGCGCCCUGCCGCUCGACUCGGACAUUGACGACUCGUAAGGUUCAGUCAGAUAGGUUGCUUCUGCGGCCCCUGACCCGCGCUGCGCUGUGCUGCGCUACUUCACCACCUGCACCUACAGGCUACAGCCAGGCACAGGCACAGGCACACACUCACACACACACACACACACACGCGCGGGGCAGCCAUCCCGCACCCAGGCGGCCCAGCAAACCCCGGCGCCGCAUCCGUCCCCCUGCCCGCCAGUCGUCGUCGCAAACAAAAAAAAGUCAAUUUCUGGGUCUGCCAACCGUGCGUUCCAGCCUGCGACAAGGAACGACCCCCUUCCUUUCGGAUCCAACAAACAACACGCCCCCCCCCCCCCCCAGAUCCUCCUCAUCAAGGCGACCCCCCAAGGACAGGCCCAGGUGCAUCCCGUGCACGCAAAUCGCAGGACCUUGUUUUUGCCGUUGCGUUUGUUUUCUUUCGGAAGAGACUCGCUGUCAGGACCUGCCAUCUGUGGCGCACGCAUCCGCAUCGGGGGAGCAGCAAGCCCAUUGUUUGGCUGUGUUUGGCGUUGGCCCAACUCGGCUUCCUUUGAGAGGACUGGCCCGGGCCAGAAAAAAAAAAGAACCGGCCUCGCCUUUUCCCAUUCUUCCCUCCAACCCUCGAAAACUCCUGUCUUGUCCUGUCCUGUCUGCGAUCCAACAGACAGACGACGCAUCGUUCGGGCUCUGUUCCUCCACAUACGUACAUUCUACUUUCUGCCCAAGCGUUCCCUCCCUCGUUAGGCCGCACGCGCCACACCUGCCCUACGAGCGCUCCAACGACUUUCAUUUCUCGUCGGGCCUGGCGAGGAAUGAGCCAGUCCCGGCUCCAGCUCGCACCCCCCGGCGGCGACGCUGCUCAUGUCUCUGGCCGUCACGAGACUACUGAUCACGCAGCGUCACAGACAGAUCGAUACACCUUUUGGACCACCCCACCCCCAGACCUGCGCGGCAUCGUUCGACAGGAGCCCGUGUGUCAUUACCAGCGAGCGAGCUCGUGCCUACCACCACUACCAGGUCGGGCAGGGCAACGGUCGUCGUUGACGCUCAUGUGUAGCACUUAGCACCAUACUAUCCGUUGUCCACCCUGCCUGUAUACCAGGCCGUCGACUGGAAAAAAGGGCCACCUGCCCUUUUAAACCCCCGCCUCUCCUUCAUCCUGCGCUCGGCAGCCCAUCCAUAAAGGCGUCGAGCGCCAUGGCGGCAUCAACGGCCUCUGACGAAGCCGCCGCCGCCGCCGCCACGACAGCGGCACCGCAGCACGACGGCGGUGCAACGUUCGAGAUCUCGCCGCCCGCGACCACGAGCCCCGGUUCGCCGCCCAUACGCUCGGUCACCAACCGAGUCGCCACGCCGCUGAGCCUGUUCCUCGACUCGCCGUCGAGGCGGGGCGGAGCGAAGUCUAGCGGCGAGAAAACCACCGACAUCAGCGUCAGCGCCAGCGCCAGCGCUCACGGCUGCCUCAGCGGCGGCGGCGGCGAUGCACGCAAGCCGGGGGCGGACCUCUUCGCGACCAUGUCGCCCGCAGAGACGCCCGAGCCCGCUGUCUCGCCUGUUGUUGAUGCCGUGGCCGGGGGUCGCGGCGGGAAUGAUGACGAUUCUCGACGCUCGCAGGCCGUCGCUCAGCUCAUUUCGGCUCCGGGACCCAGUGCACGCGCCACCUGGGCCCAUGGAUACGAGCCACCACCGUCAGCCGCUGAGCCUCGGGACCGCCUCCCCCCGAUGACAAACACAAACGUUGACUCGCCCCCUGGCGACGGCGAGCAUCGCCCUCAUCCUCACCUUUAUCAAAAUCAACAGCAUCCCCUCUCCGACGCCCAACCCCUCCGCACUGCCAGCGUUAGGGCCGACACCAAGAUCGCCCACCCCAAGCCCAUCUCCACGCCCGUCUCGGUUGGGCAGCCAACCGCCGACCCCAAGCUCCGCACCGUCGCCUCGGUCGGCAGCAGCGUCGCCCAUCUCGAAGCCACCGCAGAGCGCCUAUCCAUGACGAGCUCCAUCGACGAUGCCAUCCGAGAAUUGCACGGGGAAUUGAAGCGGAGCGACAGCAGACGCUCCUCCCAUCUGGCCAGUGCCCGAGCCGCCUCGUCCGACGCCGCACACGACGCCCUCUACAACAGCGGCUCCGAGACCGCCUCCGUCGCCGGCCCCGUCAAGCGCCACCUCUCCACCUCGUCGUCCAUCGUCUCGACCAACAUCGCCGCUCGCCAGGGCGGCUACUCGCCCGCCGCCUUUGUCAUGUCACCCAACCACUCCCUCACGACGGGCCGCCUCCGCUCGGGCUCGCAGACCUCGGUGACCGGCCGACCCGACAUCGAUAUUGGCACGAUCCUCUCGCGGCACGGCCCUGGAAAGUCGUCGGUGAGAAGCGUCCGCUCUGCCAAGAUGUCUCUUGCCGAGAUUUCAGAGUCGGAGCCUGUGGCCCUGACCGGUGAGGCCCUGGAUGCGGCCGACAACGCGCCACCAAUCGAGGACCAGAUUGACGAGAGCGAGCUGCGGAUACCGCCCAUUGACGACGAUGUCCCGAGCACGGCCGCCUUUCAUGAAAUGCUGGGAGACAGCGUGUAUCAUAACGCACCCCAUAGCCAGCCCGGGCAGCAGUCUGCCAACGGAGUCGUCAGCCAGGACGGCGACCACGACGACCAGCGGCCAGCGACGUCCCAUUCGAACAACACCUUUCAACAGUGCCAAGACGCCUUUGUCGACUUCGACGGCGUGCACUGGGAGCCCGAGGUUGAGCAAGACCUGUACGUGCCCCCCGAUAUGGAGCCGGAGCUCCCGACCCCGCGUCCGCCACGCGUCCGGCCGCAGUCGUACCUGGACCCCGAAACGGGACAGCAGAUGCUGUACUACCCGGCCCGUGUCCCCGCCAUGCUCAACCUGCCCCCAAAGCUGUCCAGCCGACCCAAGGCGACGCAGCGGAACCAGCGGAGGUCCCAGGUCCUCUCCGCCAUGAUGGACCUUGGCGCGCAGCCGCCCCUGCCUCCGUCGCCCGAUAAGAGAGGCUCGACCUUUGAGCUCAACAACCUCACCAGGAAACCCGCGGCUCCCGAGCGGGCCUCAUUCCUCCCCGAUCCUGUCGAGGGCCAGCGCAACUCGUUUGACCUGUCGCACUUUGACUUUGCCGAUCACGAGGCCAAGUCGGAGAGCGGGGCGGACGAGAUGGCGGCUGAGCCUGAUGCGGCUGCAGACCAAGCGCGGCCAGUGUCUCACAGCGACGCCGAGAAGCGCAAGUCUCGGAUGUCUGCGCUGCUCAAGCUGCCCCCGCAGCUUCGGGCGAGCGCCUUCUUCGACCUGCCCCCGACCAAUGCCGUCGACGUCGAGAUCAAGGACGGGUCCGCCAUGGCCACGCUCGACAGCAUACUCGACGCCUCGGCCAAGGCGCCCGUCAACGCCUUCACCGAUCACCUCCACGGGGGCACGCUGGGACCCGAGGUGUACGGCAAGACCAAGAAGCACAAGGCUCGUCAGUCCACGGCGACCCUCACCGGGCUUGCGCCGCCGGCGCCGGAGCCCAAGAAGCGCUCGUCCUUUAUGUGGCUCGGCAAGCGCGCCACCAGCAGCCACAAGGAAGACGAGAAGAAGCGGCCGCAUACCGUGGCCGGCCCGGCCGACCUCGACCGGACAGAAGACUCUGGAGAGGCCGCCAACGGCAAGUCCACCGCGGGUGACAGCACGGACAAUGUAAUUCGCGUCGGUGCGGCAGACGAGAACGCCGAAGAGGGUUCGGAGCAAGAAGAAGUGGACGAAGAAGAGUACCACGGCCCGCCGACGACGCUCCUCGCCGAGCUCCAGUUGCGCAAGCAGGAGCAGCAGCAGCGGAAGAAGAACCUCGGUUCCGGCUUCGCCAACGGCAUGCACGCGACACUCCUCGAGAUGGACACGGUCGCAGAGCAACAGCGCAAAGAGCGCAACAAGAAGCGUGUCAACCUCGCCUGGGAGGAUCCCCUCGCCCACACUGGCGAGAACGGCUCCGACGACGAGGACGUGCCCCUGGCCGUCCUGGCGGCCAUGCAGCAAGGCGCCAAGAACAUGGCCGACCUCGAGCGGCCCAUGGGCCUCAUGGAGCGCCGCGAACUCGAAGACAACGAGCCGCUCAGCCACCGCCGCGCGCGCCUCCAGGGUCUGGAGCCCCCCACCGUGCUCCUGCCGAACCGCAUGAGCGUCAUGUCGUUCCCCGCCUUUAAUCGCGGCGCCCAGAACCGGUCUCCCUCGGCCAGGGGCCAUAGCCCUGCUCCAGAGGAGGAGGAGGUCGAGGGUGAGACGCUCGAAGAGCGGAGACUGCGCCUGACAGGGAAGGACAGCAGCAGCGAGCUCCCGCGGGCGCGCCCCGUCAGCAGCACCUUCUCUACCGAGCUCCUGAGCCAGUUCGGGGACCUAGACGACGCCAAAGACAAGGCUGCGGAGGGCAAGGGGGCCACGGCGCCGGCGCCGGCGAGUGGCGAGGAUGAGACCCUCGGGCAGCGCCGGCGACGAUUGCAGGCGGAGAAAGACGCCCGCGAACGCGAGAUGAGCUACGGCAACCUUGUUGGUGACGCGGAGCCAAAGGCCAGCAACCGCCUGAGCCUGGCCAACAUCCUCGCGGCCCACCCGCAGAAGGUCCCCGACGUGCACGCACAGGAGCAGGCCCAGCGAGCUGAGGACGCGCGCGGCGCCAUGGAGCGCGACGCCAAGCUGGCCGCCAUGCGCAAGCAGAUGCCGCAAACGCUCGAUGUGCCCGGCGUUGACCGGUCCGGGGGCUACAGAGGCGGAGCGUUCAAUGACGGGACAGGCGGCUCCAGCCUCCUAGUGGCCAAGAAUGCGUACGAGGCACAGCUGCAGGAGCAGAAAUUGCGCGCCGAGGAGGAGCAGCGCGCCGCCCGGUUGCGUGACGCCAAGAUGGCUGCCAUGCGGGAGCAGAUGCCCCAGACGCUCAACGUGCCUACGUUUGACCGGUCCGGCGGCUUCCGGGGCGGCGCCUACAACGACGGCAGCGGUGGCAUCGGGCUUCGCGGGGCGCGCUCGAGCCAGUCGCUCAAGGUGCCUGGCGUCGCCCAGCACGGUUUCGGCUCUCGGAACCGGUCCAGCGUGGUGGUCAACAGCGGCAGCAUGCUCGGCGGGCCGGUGCAGCAGCCGGUUUACAACGCCAUGGGCGGCAUGAAUGCCAUGGCGCCGUACAAUGGGCUCAACGCUAUGGGCUCCGUCAACAACCUGAGCGCCAUGGGUAGCUACGGCAACCUCAACGCCAUGGGCUCUUUCAACAACCUCCACGCCGCAGGCCCGUAUGGGAACGCCAACGGCAUGGGCUCCUACAGCAACAUGCACGCCAUGGGCGGCUUAUACAACGGCAACGCCGGCAUGAGCGUCUACGGCGGCAACAUGAUGGGCACGGGGAUGCAGAUGCCCAUGCAGAUGCCGAUGCCCACGAGCUCGGGGUCCGUGGACCGCGUGGAGCAGUGGCGCCGCAGCGUCCACCCGUGAGCAAGACUUGCAGCAUUGUAACCACCUUUUCUCUGUCUGGGCAGGGGCGAGAACGCAAUAGGAACUUGUUUUGAGUAGCGUGCGCAGUUAUUUGGCCCAAGCAUGGCGAGGCGCUGGACGACGGAUCACUUGGCAUUCAACAGGCAACAAUAUUUUUUUAAUAACACGGCGGGCUGCCUGACGCUAUCGGGUGGCACAAGGGGAUACAUAGAAGUCGGUGCACCGAAAUAUACAAGCUUAAAGCACUUCUCGUUGGUCUGUUCUACGUGAAGCAACGCUAUGAAUCCCAGCACCGAGUGCGGUUGGUUCGGCCGGCAGGGCAAUGUCUUGUACUCCCCUCUACGUGAAGGUUAAAAAA
Molecule: messenger RNA, 5882 nt
Organism: Purpureocillium takamizusanense
Lineage: Eukaryota; Fungi; Ascomycota; Sordariomycetes; Hypocreales; Ophiocordycipitaceae
Exons: 1
Coding region: 1262-5524 (1420 amino acids)
Source: RefSeq, a predicted model, not a curated record